AUGGCGGACAACGCUGAGGGUCCCUCCAAAAGUGCCCUUAAAAAGGCAGAAAAGCAAGCCAAACAGGCCGCUGAGAAAGCCGCAAAAGCAGCAAAACAAGCAGCCCUUCCUAUUGUGGGAGGCAAGAAGUCGGAGGACAUAAUCGGUAUGACAGUCACCAAGGUGGGCAACUUUUCGGCCUGGUAUCAGGAGGUCGUUAUCAAGGCAGAGAUGAUCGAGUAUUACAAUGAAAUCGCUGGCUUCUUUAUCUUGCGUCCUACUUCCAUGUUCAUCUGGGCGGAAAUCCGAAAGUGGUUCCAAGAGCGAAUUGAGUUACUGGGCGUGGAGGAGACAAGCUUCCCUAUGUUCUUAUCCGCCAAGUCACUAGAGAAGGAGAAGGAUCAUGUCGAGGGCUUUGCUCCUGAGCUUGCUUGGUUCACCUGCCCUUAUCUGCACAGUGGAGAUAAAGACCUCGAAGUCCCAGUCGCCGUUCGUCCUACCUCUGAAGCUGUCAUGUACCCUUACUAUUCAAAGUGGAUUCGAAGUCAUCGCGACCUUCCCUUCCGACUCAACCAAUGGAACAGUGUCGUCCGGUGGGAGGCCAAGCAGACAACACCAUUCUUACGAGCCAGAGAGUUUCUGUGGCAAGAGGGACAUACUGCGCAUCUGACAGAGGAACUGGCUGGUGUGGAAGUUCUAGAGAUUCUUGAGCUCUACGCUGGAGUCUAUGAGCAAUUGCUUGCGGUUCCUGUUGUGCGAGGCCGUAAGACUGAAAAGGAGAAGUUCGCAGGAGGAUACUACACUACAACUGUUGAAGGCUACAUCCCCUCCAAUGGCCGUGGUAUUCAAGGUGGAACAUCUCAUUGUUUGGGCCAAAAUUUCAGCAAAAUGUUCGACAUCAAAAUCGAGGAUCCCAAUCCAAAGGAAGGCGAGAAGGCCAAGCAUCUCCACGUUUGGCAAAACUCUUGGGGUCUCUCAACGCGUGUUAUUGGUGUUAUGGUCAUGAUUCACGGUGAUGACAAAGGUCUUGUUCUUCCCCCAAGAAUCGCCAAGCUACAAGCUAUCAUCAUCCCCGUCGGCAUCAACAAGAAUACCUCUCCAGAGGACAAGAAGAAGCACUACGACGACUUACAAGACAUCAAGGAUACUCUUAAGAAGGCAGGAGUACGCUCUGAUUAUGACAUCCGCGAUGGCUACACUCCGGGCUGGAAGUUCAGUGAUUGGGAGCUGAAGGGUGUCCCCCUCCGCCUCGAAUACGGUCCCAAGGAUGCCGCCCAAAAAGUCAUCUCUUUUGCCCGCCGAGAUACUGGUGAAAAGGGUACCAUCGACAUCGCCUCUCUCUCAACCGAGAUCCCCACACUUCUCGAGAAGAUCCAGAGCGACAUGUACACCAAAGCCGAAGCCUCGUUCCGCGCCCACCGUAUCAACAUUACGAAUUGGGAGGAGGUAGUUCCAUCAUUGGAUGCGAAGAACGUAGUGUUGAUUCCUCACUGCCUGGCCGAGAAGUGCGAAGACAAGAUCAAGGACCUAACGGCAGGAAAGGCGGACGAGCAGGAGGGACCUGCUGAGCUGAAGGCUCCUUCAAUGGGAAUGAAGAGUCUCUGUAUUCCAUUUGAGCAGCCUGCUGGGAUUGAGAAGGGUGUUACGAAGUGUCUGAAUCCUGAGUGUGGUGCGUUGGCCGAGCAGUGGUGCAUGUUUGGCCGGAGUUACUAG
Lachnellula hyalina is the source of this 1692-nucleotide messenger RNA. It is a transcript of the gene YHR020W, whose product is annotated as putative proline--tRNA ligase. Lineage: Eukaryota; Fungi; Ascomycota; Leotiomycetes; Helotiales; Lachnaceae. Gene Ontology annotation, molecular function: proline-tRNA ligase activity; ATP binding. The transcript is spliced from 3 exons. Bases 1 to 1692 code for a protein of 563 amino acids. Gene Ontology annotation, biological process: prolyl-tRNA aminoacylation. Gene Ontology annotation, cellular component: cytoplasm; aminoacyl-tRNA synthetase multienzyme complex. The record is from RefSeq and is a predicted model, not a curated record.